UAUGAGUAAUAAAAAGUAAGAGUAACCCUUAGGAAAUGCUUAAAAUAGAUAAAGAGGUGAUUAAAAAUAAAUCACAUUUUUCAAAUCUAAAUUAUCUGGAUUGUCACCAUUGAAUAAAUUCAGUCCUUUCAAAGAAUCUAGCACUUAUUAGCUAUUCAAAUAGAAUUAUGCCUCUGUUGAUUUCACAUAACAAAAGUAUCAAGUUAAAAUUUCAAAGACAGCCCUUAUUCAAAUCAAUUAAAUAAAGAUCUAAGCAUAAAGAACUUGCAUCUUAUGAUUCCUAGAGAAGUCCUCAUAAAUCUCCAAAUACUAGCAAUUAGUAAUUUUAUCUUAAUUUUGAAGCUCUUCAAGAUAAACUACUUAGAAGAAAGACUAUAACUCUAGAAUUUAGUAAGUAAAGAGAUAGGAAUAGUAAGUGAAUUAUAGUUAAUUUUAGGAAAAUACCAUAUGAUUCAUUGAAAUCUUAGAACAUAUAUAUAGAGAGUUAAAAAUCAAUAUCUAAUGCAUUAAAGCAAUAUUAGAAACCAGAGGAUAUGUAAAAUAUUAUAAUAUUAAAUAGGAAAUUGAUUAUUGGAUUAAAAAGUUUAAUUAAGAAAGAGAAAUAGGUAAUUUUAAAUGAUGUUGAUUAAGUGAUCAAACAAACAGAUAAAUAUUAAUCUAAAAUCAUAGAGAUUGUAUUUUAUUAAGUUAUAUAUAUUAGACAAAUGAAUAAGAAGAAUUAAAGUAACAAUAUCAAAAAAUGACUCAAGAUGAACAUUUAAGUAUGGAAAAAUAUGGUGAAACUAUUUGUAAAUACAAUAAAGCAAUAUAAUUAUUACAUGAAUUAUAAAUUGAUUACGAUUCACUAUUACCAGAAUUAUGUAUAAACUUAUGAAAUUGAUAUUUAGAGAAUGAUUAAACUGAAGAAUCCUUAAAAAAAGUAUAAUAAGAAGAGAAUAAGGAUGAAACAAUUUUAUUACAAUAGUUUAUAAUAAAAAAACUAGUUAAUAAAAUAGAAGAAUCCAAAUCACUUAAUCAAUAACUAAUUUCAAAGAUAAAAUAAUGAU
Messenger RNA from Paramecium pentaurelia, 1046 nucleotides. Lineage: Eukaryota; Ciliophora; Oligohymenophorea; Peniculida; Parameciidae. The record is from the annotation of a GenBank genome assembly.